AUGUCUCAACUUUCCAUCUGCUAUGCUUCCAGGAUUCCUGUGGUGAAGUUCUAUGGUAUGGGAGAAGAUGGUCUUUACUCAAUACAUAUUAUUGAUGGAUAUGUCAACAAGACAUCUGCAUUCAUAGAAAGAAUGAUGCCAGGAUGCAAGUUCCACUCUGUCCCCUGGAUGGAGGAUGAAUCUAUACAGUUGCUUGGAUGUGCAGGUGGACCUCUACAUAGCAGAGAGCGUGACACUGCUGAUGAAGGUAUGCUUGAUGAUUUUGUGGAAAACCCAAUGGGGACAAUUGGGGGACUUGUUGCUUUGUCCUACUACGAUGAUGAUGAUGAUGAUGAUGAUGAUGAUGAUGAUGAUGAUGAUGAUGAUGAUGAUGAUGAUGAUGAUGAUGAUGAUGAUGAUGAUGAUGAUGAUGAUAGUAUAUUAAGUAUUGAUUCACUCAAUGAAGAAAUUGUGAGUCAAGAUGAGAUGUAUAUUCUCACAGCCAACCAUGUGGUUGAACAACGCAUUCCCAAUGCUGAAUAUAUUUCUUGGUCCAAGGAAGAUCAAAGUGAUAAACAUGUGAUUGGUAGAGAGGUUCCAUACAGAAUACCAUUGAGAAUGGACAGUGAUGAACAUAAUAACAAUGCAGAUCAUGAUGAUGAUGAGGAGAAAGGCAGGUUAACUGUCUGGAAGGAUAACAGCACAAGCCAAGAUGAGGAAAUGAUAGUGAAUUGUACGUAUGAUGCUGUUAUGAAUGAUAAGGAUAUUGAUGAGGAGGAGGAAGAACAACAAUAUGAUAUUGCCUGUAUCAGAGUGGAUGAUCAACAUGAUCCUGCCUGUAGCAAAAUGAAUGAGCAGUGUAAGAACAUAAAAUAUCAAUAUAAUGAUUGUGAUAAUUGUUGUAAAUGGUGGUAUAGAGAGCCUAAAGCCGGCUUAAAUGCAGUAAAGCUAGGACUGCCCCUCAAUCAAGCAAAAGGCAAGAUUUUGAAAGUAGAUGCAGCAGGUGAAAUCAAAGUUGGCAAGAAGACUGCAUGGGUAGAGAACAUGGUAGCUAUCAGUUCAGAGACGCCAGAUGCUGACACUGCAUACACACAACCAGGAGACAGUGGAACCAUAGUAUGUGAUACAGGAACAGAAUGGUUUAGAUGUUAUCCAAAUUGUUUCAUGAUAUUUGCAGGAUGGGAUAAAGCAAAUAUAUACAAUACAUGGAACAAACCAGUGUCUCUAGCAUUCUCACUGCCUGAAGCCCUGACAAAGCUAGCUGAACAAGUCCCUGGAAAUGAUGAGGCAUCAAAGAAGAAAUUUAAGUUGUCUUGCUGUAAGAAAGUAUUUGAACAAAUACAGGAGGAAUAGCAGAGUGUCCAAAAGAGGAAGUAGAGUAUUUAAGUGGAGAAGUAGAAUGUUCAAAUCAAGAAGCAGAAUGUUCAAACAAAGAAGUAGAAAGUCCUAAAGAAAAGGGAGAAUGUUCGAAAGAAGGAAACUGUUCAAAACAAGAACCAGAAUGUUCAAAAGAAGCAGCAACAUGUUCAAAGGAAGAAGCAGAAUGUUCCAAAGAAGAAACAGAAUGGCUAAAUGAAAAAGAAGAAUGUUCAAAAGAAGAAGCAACAUGUUCAAAGUAAGAAGCAAAAUGUUCAAAAGAAGAAGAAUGUCUAAAGAAACAGUAAAUCCAAAAGAAGAAUGAUUAAAAAGCUUUUCCACAAGAAGACAUUUGGAUACACACUAAUUUAACUUACAUUUGGAUUUGAAUGACUAUAGAAAGAGAGUAUUUGGACAAAU
This is a messenger RNA of Owenia fusiformis, 1755 nucleotides long. NCBI's taxonomy places the organism in Eukaryota, Metazoa, Annelida, Polychaeta, Sabellida, Oweniidae. The record is from the annotation of a GenBank genome assembly.